Molecule: messenger RNA, 2774 nt
Organism: Bactrocera latifrons
Lineage: Eukaryota; Metazoa; Arthropoda; Insecta; Diptera; Tephritidae
Product: GATA zinc finger domain-containing protein 14-like
Exons: 5
Coding region: 200-2674 (824 amino acids)
Source: RefSeq, a predicted model, not a curated record
GAGAGGCACGCAGAAAUGAUCGGACAGUUAUUGUGAAAAUAAGUGCUUGAUAAUAAGUACUGAAUAGCGCUCGGAAGUUUUGAUAUUAUUUUGAGUUAUCUGGAAUGAAUUUGAUCCCUCCUAAUCAGCCUUUAAGUUUGCUUCAACUUCGAAUUGCUUCAUUAUAAAUUUAGUAUACUAAAUAGGCGCUAGGUUUGCGAUGAAGAUUCUUACGAUUUAUAAACUCAGCGCGCUUGUUCGGAUACUUAUUCUGCUCGCUCUGUGCGGUCUUAGUAAUGCACAAGUACUUUACGUUGACGACUUUUGCGAUUUUGCUGGCUACGAUGGCAUAUGUUUGGAAGCUAGCAAGUGUACUGACUUGCAGGCCAAAAUGCAGGCACUGGAUUUGGAAAGCCAUCAUGUGGGUCGCUGUGGCUUCGGCGUUAGAGAGGAGAUUAUAUGUUGUCCAAAGUGGCCAACACCUGUGCAAACACCACCCAAACUUCCCAACGCUUUUAUAGAUCUCUCCAAACAGCCUGAGUUUGAAUAUAGGCCGCCAGCAGACAACUUUGGUCAAGCUGGAAGUGGGAAUAAUGUGAGGGAAUGGCAAGGCGACAACGGAUUUUUCGGUGGAAAUCCACUCUCGAAUGCACAGGAUAACCAAAAUUUAAAUGGCAGCCCUGUUAGCGAUGAAAAUGAAAGAAUUAAUGCCAUAUUCGGCAAUAACCACGAACAGAACGGAAAUGAUAACAGUCAAGAUGAAAAGAAGGCCAAUUCUUUCCCGGUUGUAAAUGAAAAUAAUAACGGAGUUUUCAUUGCAAAUCCAGUGCCAAAUGUACAGGAUAACCAUAGUUUAAAUGGCAAUCCUCUUAUCGAUGAAAAUGAAAGAAUUAAUGCCAUAUUCGGCAAUAACCACGAACAGAUCGGAAAUGAUAACAGCAUAGAUGAAAACAAGGCCAAUUCUUUCCCGGUUGUAAAUGAAAAUAAUAACGGAGUUUUCAUUGCAAAUCCAGUGCCGAAUGUACAGGGCAACCAAAAUUUAAGUGGCAACCCUGUUAUCGAUGAAAAUGAAAGAAUUAAUGCCAUAUUCGGCAAUAACCACGAACAGUUCGGGAAUGAUAACAACCAAGAUGAAAACAAGGCCAAUUCUUUCCCGGUUGUAAAUGAAAAUAAUAACGGAGUUUUUAUUGCAGUGCCGAAUUUGUUGGAUAAUCAUAAUUUCAAUAGCAACCCUGUUAUCGAUGAAAAAGGAAUAAUGAAUGCCAUAUUCGGUGGUAUCCCUGAGCAGAACGGAAAUAAAAAUAUUCAAGAUGAAAAGAAGGUGAAUCCUUUUCCGGUUGUAAAUGAAAAUAAUAACAGAGUUUUCAUUGCAAAUCCAGUACCGAAUGUACAAAAUUUAAGUGGCAACCGUGAUGUCGAUGAAAAUGAUAAAUUUAAGGCUAUAUUCGGUAGUAAUGUUGAAGAGGCUGGUAGUGAUAAUGACCAGGAGGAGGGGAAGGGAAAUCCAAUACCCGUUAUUAAUGGAAAUAGUGGAGUUUUCAGUGUAAAUCCAGUGCCGAGUGUACAGAAUAACAUAAAGUUAAAUAGUAACCCUGUCAUCGACGAAAAUGAUAGAUUAAAUGCUAUAUUCAGUGAUAACUCUGUACAGGUAGGAAAUGGUAAUAGUAAGAACGAAAGAAAGGCAAAUCCUGUUCCAAUAUUAAAUGAAAAUAAUAACGGUAUUUUCAAUCAAAAUCCAAUAUGGAAUGUACAAGAAAACCAAAAUUUAAAAGGCAGUCCUGUUAUUGAUGAAAAUGAAAGAUUUAAUGCUUUAUUCAACGGUGACCCUCUGCCGAUUGANGAUGAUAGGGUUCGGCCAAGCGGUGAAAUUGAUAAAGAUUCUGCUGAAAAUUUAAAAGCUAAAAUUAAUGCUAUAUUCGGUAGUAAUCGUGAACAGAUCGGUAAUGCUAAUGACAAUGAGGAGAGCAAGCAAAAUACAGUUGCGGUUGUAAAUGGAAAUAAUAACGGUAUUUUCAAUCAAAAUCCAAUAUCGAAUGUACAGAACAAUCAAAAGAUAAGCGGUAACCCUUUUUUUGACGAAAAUGAAAUAUUUAAUGCGUUAUUCAAUGGCAACCCUAGUCAAAGUGGAAGUGUAAGUAGUAUUGGGAAAUGGAAAGGAAAUUCAGUUCCGGUUAUUACCGAAAAUAAUAACGGCUUUUUCAAUGAAAAUCCAGUGUCCAAAAUACACGCUAAUCAGAAGACAAAUGGUGAUCCUUUCUUCGAUGAAAAUGAAAGAUUUAAUGCUAUAUUUAAUGACAAUCCUCUCCCGAAGGAAAACAAUAUAGGUGGACUAAAUGGUGUAAUUAGUCAAAAUGCUGUUAUUUCCGGCGUUAAAUCUGUACAGCUUGGUGGGGAUGAGCUGAUCCAUAAUAAUGCAGCCAUGCAUGGAAAAGAUGAAAAAGCAUUAAUAAAUGCUAUAUUAAAUGGUCAAUUAGAAAGCAGCCCUGAGCAUUUUGUAUUUAAUGAUAAGCCAUUACGGGGCAGACCUAUAAAUAGGAGAAGACACGGUACUUUCAUGGAAAACCGAAGAACAUUCAAUAAUGAACGUUUUCACGUGAGAAAUCAUAGAAGGUUUGAAGAAGGGUCACACCGAAGAAAUCAGGGAGUUUAUAGAGGGUCCAAUAGAAAUACACGUAUUCGAUUUACAAAUAAUUAAAUGCAUAUUAUAUUACUGAAUUGGUGAUAUUCUAAAUCACUUUUAAAUAUCAUAUAAAACUUAUUUACAUAUCAUAUAUAAAUAAAAAAUAUUAAAAUAA